ACGGUGCAGUACACGACGAAGAGCACAAGCUUCGGCGAUAGGAACCGAUCCAGCGACAUGAAGGAGCCCAGUGACAAGCUGUUCUGCUGCACGUGGCUGGGUAACAAGGUUCCGCUUACCUGCAGAGAUGAGCUGUACCACCUCCUGAGGAUGACAUCUUGAUAUAUGUGUUGAAAUCUAGCCUCUUAAUUGAGUACCAGCUACAUUUUGCAUAAAUUGGUCGUCAUGACAAAACUCUCAAAUAUCAGUAUUUCUCGUAUGUACAGGAUGAUAAAAUACUGAUUUAAUGACUACUUUCAGCAGCGAAUACCUAUACAACAUAUUGUACAUCAUACUGUAGGUGGAAUGGUGUGCUACAGCGACUGGGGCACUUUGUCUUUGCACAAUGGUUUUAAUGUUUAGGGCCAAUUCUGGACUUCUGUGGACAAUAAUAAACCUCAUCCCUCCUCCUUACAUGGUUGGUGACUAGCUUUUGUCAUAUGAGCCCUCUGCCACAGCUAAAUGCAUCCUGCUACUACAGAAAACUCUUUGUAUUGUAUUGUGGUGUGUUUAAGGUUCUUCUCGCGUUACUUGAGUAUUGAAUUUGUGAAUUGUAGUUUUGCUAUGUUUUAUCAUAGACCAUUCAGUAUUUUUAUUUGCUAGAAUAAGUUGUUUCUAUUGAUUGAUAUGGUUGUUUUACUUAAUUUCCAGACCUUGUCCUCAACAAAAUACAGUGAAAGAAUGCAUAUGAAAGCUCAUAUUGUCCUGUUUGGGAAAAAUAAUAUUGUGUAUAGUUCUGUGAAUACACAAUACAUUAUACUGAAAAAACAAACUAAUACAGUUUUGUCGGUUGAACUCCUGCAAUAUACAGUAGUUGUUUACUCCAGGGUCUAAAAGAGUACAUUCAAAUACAUUUUACACAGUUGGGUACAUGAGACCCAAACAUUCUUGCUUUCAUGUCCCUGCACUUUGUUAUGAUUGCGGCCCGUUUUCUCGUCUUUCUCUCAGUCCGUGUUGUUUCAGCUGCUCCUGGCUUUGUUCCAAGGAAGCUGAGACAACGGCCAGAUUUCCAUCCUGUAGAGCAACAGAGUUAGUACAUGGGAGAAAAGACGGAUUGUCCAGCAGAAGGACCCGCUCUGGUCCCUCAGCCCGAUGACAUGGACGGGUCCGAGGACCAGCUCCUCCGCUGCAGGUGGAUGUGCCACAAGGUUCCGCUGACCUACAGGCAGGAGCUGUACCACAUCGUGAGGAUGACGGGGCCGCUGCUUCUCUCUCGAAUCCUUAAUUACCUGCUUCCCUUUGUGGUCACCAUGUUCUGUGGGCGUUUGGGAAAUGAAGUGAUGGCUGGCUAUGGAUUAGCUUGUGCAACCAUCAAUGUGACCACAGCCGCCACAGGAUACGGUCUGGGCUUAGCAUGUGACACUUUGGUGUCUCAGACGUUCGGUGGUAAGAACCUGCUGCGGGUGGGGGUGAUCCUGCAGCGAGGCGUCAUCAUCCUGCUGCUGUUCUGUCUGCCCUGCUGGGGCCUGCUCAUGAACGCUCAGGCCAUCCUGCUAUGCGUGCGCCAGGAUCCUGAGGUGGCUCGAAUAGCCCAGCUGUAUAUCACAGCCUUCCUCCCAGCAGUGCCAGCAAUGUUUCUACAUCAUCUCCAGGUGUCCUACCUACAAAACCAGGACAUCAUACUGCCUCAGAUGUACACUGCUGCCGUGGCAAACGUAGCCAACGUGGUGACCAACUACUUUCUUCUUCACUGGCUGAAUCUGGGGGUCAGUGGAUCUGCAGCAGCCAAUGCCUUGUCUCACGUUUACAACUGUACCUUUCUGUUUGCCUACAUUUGGUGGAAGAAGCUCCACAUAGCGACGUGGGGAGGCUGGUCCCUAGAAUCACUGCAGGAGUGGGGCUCCUAUAUGAAACUAGCCAUUCCCAGCACAUUAAUGAAGUGCUUUGAAUGGUGGGUUUAUGAGCUUGGGGGAUUUUUUGCAGGGAUGCUCGGUGAAGAUGAGCUGGCGGCUCAACAUGCUGUGAUAAUGGUGGCCUUUCUAACCUACAUGUUCCCUCUUGGGGUUCAAGCUGCAACGUGUGCUCGUGUGGGCAACGCUCUGGGCGCAGGGGACAGUGACAGGGCGUUCCUCACCUGCAAGGUGUCCUUCGCACUCGCAGGUAGCUUUGCCGUUGUCGAAGGCCUUGUGCUCGGCUCUACCAGAACAGUCAUUGGCUUCAUCUUUACCCCUGAUGAGAAAAUUGUAGGUCUGGUUUCCCACUUGAUGAACGCCUACUGCUUCCUUCAGUUCUUCGAUGGUCUUGUGUGUGUGUGCACAGGCAUCUUCCUGGGCACUGGCAAACAGAAGAUACCAGCUGUGGCUAAUUUUGUUGGAUACUACUGCAUCGGCCUGUCACUGAGUGUCACUUUAAUGUUUGUGGCAAAGCUGGGAGUUUUAGGUUUUUGGCUGGGUCUUCUCGUUUGCGUCAUUUUACAAUCCACCUUCUACAUCACCAUCAUCUUCCAGCUGAACUGGGGAAGAAUGACAGAAGAGGCUGUUAAACGAGCUCGGACUAACACUCAUGUGACAUUAAGCACAGCUGAUGUGUCAGACAUGGAGGGAAGCAACUCCACCGGCCAGUCAGCAAAUCAGUCAGAGGACGGCUACAUGUCUGUGAGCACACAAGACCGUAACGGGAACAUGGAGACACAGGAUGGAAACGCGCAGCCUAAAGAUCGUGGACUCUCCACUGCUCAGCUGCUCCUCAGGCGAGGCCUCGCUGUGUUUGUAGCAGCUGCUCUGCUGGCUGUGGGAGCCAGUGUUCAUUUCCUCGUGCCUCUACCAGAGCCUCAUUAUUCAGAGGCCAACGUCACUCUGAAGUGGAUCAAUGCUACCAACGCUACUGCUCAUCACAUCUUCUCCACCGCUCUGGCACCGAAUGAAGAGUAACAAUGACUCUGAGGUUCAACAACCGGAGUGUAUUUUGUUUAAUUGUCGCUGAAGCACCAAACUCCAGCAGAUUCACUGAAUCAUUUUGUGUGUAAAUAGUUUAAAAAGCAACAUUGCGCGGUCACAGACUAGAUCGCUGAUCAUUUAACGGUUGCCUUCACGAAACCCUUUCGUUUUCUGUGCUGUCUCUGGUCUCUGCUGAUCUGCCCUUGUGCUUCAGUUCUGUCUCGCUUCCACAUCCUGCGGUGCAAGAACGCGCAUCGAGCAGAGAACACGUGGACGUACUCCAUUCGAUACAACAUAUUUUCUCACGUUAAGCCUUUGGCUCAAGUGAGCAGCAGGUUUAUAAUGAUUCCCAGGGCCAGGAUGAACAACAUGAGAGCCAGAGCAAGGCCUCUACGCAGAACCAGAGUCCUGUGGGAGAGCUGCACUGCCUCGGUGGCCACCAGCUCCAUGGUGUCUGACUGCGCCUGUGGGGAACCUGGUCAGACAUACACACAUGUCACAUCUCUGUCUAUUAUACUGUACUUGUAAAAUUAGUGAAUUUUCUUUUUGUUUAUCUUCAUUUUCAUAUCAUUAAAUACUUGAAAUGAUAAAUAAAUGCUGUCUCUACUGAUA
Betta splendens (Siamese fighting fish) is the source of this 3527-nucleotide messenger RNA. Its product is annotated as multidrug and toxin extrusion protein 1-like. Gene Ontology annotation, cellular component: membrane. The transcript is spliced from 17 exons. Bases 1077 to 2909 code for a protein of 610 amino acids. NCBI's taxonomy places the organism in Eukaryota, Metazoa, Chordata, Actinopteri, Anabantiformes, Osphronemidae. Gene Ontology annotation, molecular function: xenobiotic transmembrane transporter activity; antiporter activity. Gene Ontology annotation, biological process: xenobiotic detoxification by transmembrane export across the plasma membrane. The record is from RefSeq and is a predicted model, not a curated record.